GGGAAUUACCGGAGAAACUCCGAGAGGAGCUGAGAGUGGGGUAGGACUCUGCAAGAGCUGACAGCUUGGUUAAAGCCGAGCCAGGAGAGGACCAGCGGGUUUCCGCUUCCCUCCAGGACAUUGGGUGAGGCAGUGAGGCCGGAGCUCGACAAAGAGCGCCGCUAUGUGGCCCCCCGACGCAGAUCCGGAGCCCGAUCCGGAGUCCGCGGACCGCCCCCGAAGUGGCAGGACAGUGCCCGGGCUCCGCGCCCUGCUGCCCGCGCGCGCCUUCCUCUGCUCGCUCAAAGGCCGCCUCCUGCUGGCCGAGUCGGGUCUUUCAUUCAUUACCUUCGUCUGCUAUGUGGUGGCCUCGGCAUCUGCCUUCCUUACGGUACCUCUGCUGGAGUUUCUGUUGGCUGUUUACUUCCUCUUUGCUGAUGCCAUGCAGCUGAAUGACAAAUGGCAGGGCCUGUGCUGGCCCAUGAUGGACUUCCUGCGCUGUGUCACUGCUGCCCUCAUCUACUUCGUCAUCUCCAUCACUGCUGUCGCCAAAUACUCAGACGGGGCUUACAAAGCAGCUGGAGUUUUUGGCUUUUUUGCCACCAUUGUGUUUGCAAUUGACUUCUACCUGAUCUUUAAUGAAGUGGCCAAAUUCCUCAAGCAAGGAGACUCUGUGAACGAGCCCACAGCCCACAGGACAGAAGGAGAAGAUGAUUCCAACUCGGACUCGGACUCUGACUGAAGGCCUGUCUGCGCCUGGCAACUGGAGCACUUAGGCCUCCCACCCAUACCGUCCUGAUGCGGCUACAGAAGCAUGGCAGUGGAUGCCCAUGGGAGAGCAGACCAGGGAGCCAGUCUCUCGAGAUGGCGCUCCUGAGCCUCACACUCCAAACUGGCUGUGCUGGCUUCGUCUGCUGAGCUAGCACAUGAGGGCACUUUGAAUAGCCUACGUUCUCCUGUUUCGGUCCUAAAGACCUUGAGCCUUUUCACCUCAGUGCCCCACAGAAGCAGAUGUGUCACAUGGAGCCAGUCACUGCAGUUCAUGUGGCAGCACAGGGUGGGGCAGGGCUGUCCUUCACUUACAGGGACAGACAGAAACCACAGCAGGCUGACCCACCCAGCCCCAGUGGGCUCUGCAUGGAGUGCUCCUGUUCACACCUGCACUUUGUUGAGAUGACUUUCAGGAAUCUUUGUUCAAGGAGUCUCCCUCCUCACUGUGAAGCAGGGAGAAGUCUUGCAUGGUGGGUCUGAGACCUUUCCAGAAAAGAGCCCAAAGACCUGCUUUCCAGGGCCAGCGGACAGGGAGCCAACUGCAGAGGCAGUGACAAAGUCACAGUGGCUGGGCGGGCCCAGUCAAGCCCUCUCCUCCUGGGGUUGCUAAGACAACGUGCUUCCUUUGGACACCUGGGCAGGUCCACUGGUGACAUGGGCCUUCUCUGUGUUCACUUGGGGGCUGAUCCUGUGUAUGUCUUUGAUGUUUUCUAACUUUUUUGUAAUUCUUUUUUAUUCAAAAGUGAAGUAACAAAUGGCAUUUUCUGUGACCCAAGAGGCCCCAUGAAUGAGCCAGAGUUCUGGGCCCAUGUCUUGGGCAUUUGUAACCUUCCUACCUUGCAUGUGAAUCCCCUCCCUAAAAGAAUGCCACAAUGGAUUAAAACAAACUGACUACCUGUUCA
Messenger RNA from Peromyscus maniculatus bairdii (prairie deer mouse), 1652 nucleotides. RefSeq names its product CKLF like MARVEL transmembrane domain containing 3 (gene Cmtm3). The record is from RefSeq and is a predicted model, not a curated record. NCBI's taxonomy places the organism in Eukaryota, Metazoa, Chordata, Mammalia, Rodentia, Cricetidae. Gene Ontology annotation, cellular component: membrane.